UUGUAAGGCUGGGUAAAUAUUGACGGGCGACUUUGCACUUUGCAUUCGCCACUUCCUUCUCCCUUUGAGACUUGCAAGCAGAGGCCAAGAUGAAGGUUGAGUUUGCUCCACUCUCCGUGCCACUGCAGAGAAGGCUUCAGACAGCCUCAGUGGUUCAGUGGGUCUUCAGCUUCCUAGGCCUGGCACAGUGCUGCACAGCUGCCUUCAUCGCCCUCUUCUUCACACGUUUUUGGCUGGUCAGUGCCCUCUACACUGCAUGGUGGUUGAUAGACUGGGAAAAACCCAGGAAGGGUGGGAGACGGAUCCAUGCCAUCCGGAACAGCAUCGUAUGGAGGUACAUGAAGGACUAUUUUCCCAUUACGCUGGUGAAGACGGCAGAGCUGGACCCUAGGCAGAACUACCUGAUGGGAUUUCAUCCCCAUGGGGUCCUGGCAGCAGGAGCCUUUCUCAAUUUCUGCACAGAGGCGUCAGGCUUUUCCACGCUCUUCCCAGGCAUCACCCCACACCUGAUGAUGCUCUCCCUGUGGUUUCGCAUCCCAUUCUUCAGGGACUACUUGAUGAGUGGAGGCCUUGUCUCCUCCGACAAGGAGAGCGCAUCGUAUGUGCUGCAGAAGCCAGAGGGUGGAAACAUGCUGGCCAUCAUCGUCGGUGGAGCACAGGAGGCGCUGGAUGCCCGGCCGGGGUCCUAUACCUUGCUGCUGAAGAAUAGGAAGGGAUUUGUCCGCCUUGCCAUUGAGCACGGCACCCCACUGGUGCCCAUCUUUUCCUUUGGGGAGAAUGACCUCUUCGAGCAGGUGAGAAACCCCAAGGGCUCCUGGCUGCGGCAGCUCCAGCACCGGCUCCAGCAGAUCAUGGGCAUCUCCCUUCCUCUUUUCCACGCGCGAGGCAUCUUCCAGUACAGUUUCGGGCUGGUACCCUACCGACGGCCCAUCUGCACCGUGGUUGGGAAGCCAAUUCCAGUGCAGAGGAAGCACAGACCCUCUGAGGAAGAGGUUGAUCAAGUCCAUCAGAAAUACCUAAAUGAAUUGCACAAGCUCUUUGAGGAGCAUAAAGCUAAAUAUAAUAUCCCAGAAGACAGACACCUGGAAUUUGUAUAGAACUCCUCAAGCAAGGUGAAACCACGGAGAUCAAGCUCCAAGUUUUCCCUUACCUAUGGAACUAUUUUCACAAGCUCAUGUUAGUCGCAGUUAACAUAUGGUCUAUACAGUGUAGGGAGAAGGACUUGAUUUCCCCGGCAUUUGCAUAGGCGUAGGGCCAGAGUUUUCAUUUUUUCUCCCUGUAGGUCACAUAAAAGAUAGAA
This is a messenger RNA of Falco peregrinus (peregrine falcon), 1300 nucleotides long. RefSeq names its product monoacylglycerol O-acyltransferase 2 (gene MOGAT2). Gene Ontology annotation, molecular function: 2-acylglycerol O-acyltransferase activity; diacylglycerol O-acyltransferase activity. The coding region runs from base 90 to 1097 and encodes 335 amino acids. The record is from RefSeq and is a predicted model, not a curated record. Gene Ontology annotation, biological process: triglyceride biosynthetic process; diacylglycerol biosynthetic process. Gene Ontology annotation, cellular component: endoplasmic reticulum membrane. The transcript has 6 exons. Lineage: Eukaryota; Metazoa; Chordata; Aves; Falconiformes; Falconidae.